ACCAACCCUGAACCAUCCAACCAUCAGGUUCCAGUUCUAGAAGAUUCACCCAGACCAACACUACCACAGAAACCCGAGAGCAUAACAACUCUCGCUAGGGCUACUAUGGUGAUGUCACCUGAAUCCCUGCCUAGCCAAGUCCCAACCGGCAUAGUCGUACAUGAGGUGGAACCAACUGAGGGACCUGACUCAGAACCACCUAUUCAAGAACAGAAGGAGGAGGAAGUUUUGCCUAUGGCAAUAAACGACCAUAUCCUUAAUUGUGUUGAAGACACACCUCCAGAGGAACCUGUUCUGGAGGAGAUAGAGCCCACUACCUACCCCCAAGAUUCCAACGUUCAAGAGUCUAAGGAGGAAUCUAUAGACAAAGAAAUACCUAGCACAGUGGAACCAAUAACGUCUAUAGAUAAUCAUGCUUCAUCAGAAGACUUAGACCAAACUUUCUUUGACUCCCUACUUGACGGGUGUGACUUUGUCUGCCCGAAGGAUAGUUGGAGCCAAAAUAGUUGGGAUGAACUUCUGGUAAGUGACACUGAAGACUCAUCCAUGGGGGAAAUCACGGUCGUAAUCAUCAAACCACAAAUGGAUGGUCAGCCUGUUGAAGAUAAGGAAAAAAUAAAUCUUGCUAUGAAGGCCAAUGAUGUGGAUCAACUGAGGAGACUUCUGCCACCACCCACCUAUCUAGAGUCUCCUCCUUUUAUCGUGUUGCCACCAAGCCGCAGGGAUGAGUCAAGGAUCCUGGACCUUGACUGAGCAACAAAUCAAACAAGGCGGCACCAGAAAAGAGUCAGAAGGGCCAAACUUUAUGAAUCUCGGAUCGGGAAGUCGCGGAAAAAGUGGGUGAGCGUC
Messenger RNA from Cuscuta campestris, 849 nucleotides. NCBI's taxonomy places the organism in Eukaryota, Viridiplantae, Streptophyta, Magnoliopsida, Solanales, Convolvulaceae. The record is from the annotation of a GenBank genome assembly.